Aureococcus anophagefferens is the source of this 699-nucleotide messenger RNA. RefSeq lists its product as hypothetical. NCBI's taxonomy places the organism in Eukaryota, Pelagophyceae, Pelagomonadales, Pelagomonadaceae. Gene Ontology annotation, cellular component: proteasome core complex, alpha-subunit complex; proteasome core complex. The record is from RefSeq and is a predicted model, not a curated record. Bases 1 to 699 code for a protein of 232 amino acids. The transcript has a single exon.
AUGGAGGCCGGCUACGGCUUGACGACGUUCAGCCCGAGCGGCAAGCUCCCCCAGCUGACGAGCGCGAUGACGGCGACGAACGAGGGCAAGACGUCGCUGGGCAUCAAGGCGAAGAACGGCGUCGUGCUCUGCACGGACAAGAAGCUGAGCUCGAAGCUCAUCGAGUCCGCCGACGUGCACAAGCUCGAGAAGAUCACGCCGAGCUGCGGCUUCGUGUACAGCGGCGUCGGCCCGGACUACCGCGUCCUGGUGAAGAAGGCGCGGAAGCAGGCGCAGGCCUACUACCUCACGUACCGGGGCCUCAAGCCCAUCCGGGCGCUCGUCCAGGACACGGCGGCGGUGUGCCAGGAGUACACGCAGUCCGGCGGCGUCCGGCCCUUUGGCGUGAGCCUGCUCGUCGCGGGCUUCGACGACGAGGGCCCGCAGCUCUUCCAGGUCGACCCCUCCGGCGCCUUCUUCGGCUGGCAGGCGUCGGCCAUCGGCAAGAACUCCAAGAACGCCAAGUCCUUCCUCGAGAAGCGCUACAACGAGGACGUCGAGCUCGACGACGCGAUCCACACCGCGCUCCUCACGAUGCGCGAGGGCUUCGAGGGCGAGAUGAACGAGCACAACAUCGAGCUCGGCGUCAUCGGCGAGGACCGCGUCUUCAAGGUCCUCACGCCCGCCGAGGUCAAGGACUACCUCGACGAGUCCAACUAG